Alosa alosa (allis shad) is the source of this 3720-nucleotide messenger RNA. RefSeq names its product arylsulfatase A (gene arsa). Gene Ontology annotation, molecular function: arylsulfatase activity. The coding region runs from base 252 to 1763 and encodes 503 amino acids. The record is from RefSeq and is a predicted model, not a curated record. The transcript is spliced from 8 exons. NCBI's taxonomy places the organism in Eukaryota, Metazoa, Chordata, Actinopteri, Clupeiformes, Clupeidae.
UUGACUGUAGAGCUACCAAAGGAACAGGAUUUGAGUUAACUUAGUCAACAAAUUAUCGUGUAUCUUAGAUUAGAUUGUGCAGAAACAGAAGCGACCUACAGAACCCUGGCAAAACUGGUUACUAUGAAGUAGACUGCAACAGAUUUACACAGAAACUGGAUAUUCGAGAGAGAUUUGCGGAAACUUGACUUGACCGUAGACUAUAUGGAAAUGCGAUUUCACUGAGGGAUAGCGAAUUCUCUGGUCACAGCAUGGGUCGUCCGAUGGUGCUUGGCUUGUUGGCUGCUUGCCUGUGUUUGACGGUUCAAUGCGUGGGAUCCGCACGGCCUAAUUUGAUCCUGCUGUUUGCGGAUGACCUGGGCUUUGGGGACCUGGGCAGCUACGGGCACCCGAGUUCUCUGACGCCAAACCUGGACAAACUGGCGGCUCAAGGUCUACGAUUUACGGACUUUUAUGUGACCAGUCCCGUUUGCAGCCCGUCCAGGGCAUCGAUUCUGACCGGGCGCUAUCAGACACGCUCAGGGAUCUACCCUGGUGUACUGUACCCCGGCUCCAAAGGAGGUCUCCCCCUAAAUGAGACCACCAUCGCCGAGGUGCUGAAGCCCCUGGGCUACAACACCGCUAUGAUUGGCAAGUGGCACCUGGGUGUGGGCCCCAAUGGGACCUACCUGCCUACACGCCAGGGCUUCGACUCUUACCUGGGCAUCCCUUACUCGCACGACAUGGGUCCCUGUAGCAACCUGACGUGUUUUCCUCCUGACGUCAAGUGUUUUGGGUUCUGCGACCGCGGCGUGGUGACGGUUCCUGUGAUGCACGAUGAAGUCAUCGUACAGCAACCGGCAGACUUCCUGCAACUGGAGACGGCCUACAGCAAGUUCGCCACAAAUUUCAUCAGGCGCUCGGCCAAUAAGAAGCAGCCGUUUUUCCUCUAUUACCCCUCUCAUCACACCCACUACCCCCAGUACGCAGGCGAGAAGGCUGCUGGGAAAUCUGGGAGAGGUCCGUUUGGCGAUGCCCUGCUGGAGCUGGACUCCACUGUGGGUCACAUCAUACACACACUCACAGAGGCAGGCAUCAUCAACAACACACUCAUCUUCUUCACUGCAGACAAUGGGUGUGAGUUAAUGCGUGAGUCUCGUGGCGGUAACGCUGGUCUGAUGAAGUGUGGCAAAGGCACCACAUACGAGGGGGGCAUGAGGGAGCCGGCCAUGGCCUACUGGCCUGGACACAUCAAACCAGGGGUCACUCAUGAGCUGGCCAGCUCUCUGGACAUCCUGCCCACCUUCGCUGCAUUGGCUGGGGCUCCUCUCCCCAAAGUGGCCCUGGAUGGGUUUGACAUGAGAAGGAUCUUGUUCCACAAGGGCCCAAGCCAGAGGAAGGCCAUGUUCUACUACCCCGUGGACCCCAGUGAGAAGUACGGUGUGUUUGCUGUGAGGAUGGGCAAGUACAAAGCCCAUUACUACACGAGAGGGGCAGCACACAGUGACACCACCCCAGACCAUGACUGCCACAUGACGUCCAUCAUGAAGCAGCACGACCCGCCGCUGCUCUUCGACCUUGAGGCUGACCCCUCGGAGAACUACAGCCUGUCGCCGGACGACCCAGAGGUGGCCGGCCUGCUGCAGCAGAUUCAGCAGCUCAGGGACGACUUCCAAGCCAGUAUGGUGUUCGGGGAGAGUCAGGUAGACCGGGGGACGGACCCCGCAUUGGAGCCCUGCUGCACUCCCACCUGCACCCCCAAACCAGACUGCUGCCGCUGCUGAGGUGGGGAGAGACAGGGGGUGCUGAAGAGAAGAGUAUGGAGUGAUAGAGAGAGUUGGAGGAGUAGGAGGAGGAGAAGAAGGGGGGAACUUUCUGAUUCUGAUUCAAGACUGUAAAUGAUAAUCAUCAGAACAAAAGCAGGACAUAAUCAAUCACACACUCAUACUGUACAUGCCACAUACACCCAAACACACACACACACACACACAGAAUCAUCACAUCCACAGACCCACAGUAUCACUCUAAAAGAAUGUAUCACACUGCCCCUAUAUGGCCAGCCAUGUGUCUGUAGCCACAUUAACAGGACUGACAUGAACCAUGAGGUUUAAACCACAGUAACAGGACUGACAUGAACCAUGAGGUUUAAACCACAUUAACAGGACUGACAUGAACCAUGAGGUUUAAACAGGACUGACAUGAACCAUGAGGUUUAAACCACAUUAACAGGACUGACAUGAACCAUGAGGUUUAAACCACAGUAACAGGACUGACAUGAACUUUAAGGAUGUUUAAACUACAGUGACAGGACUAUCAUUAACCAUGAGGUUUAAACUACAGUGAUGGGACCGACAUGAACUAUGGGGUGAUUUAAACCACAGUGAUGGGACUGACAUUAACUAUGAGGUAUAAACUACAGUGAAUGGACUCACAAGGACUAUGAGGUUUAAACCACAGUGACAGGACUGACAUGAUGUGUGAAAAUGCAUAAACCUCACAGCUGCAGCUGCCACUGAUCACCACAUCAACUGGAUGUGUGAGGAAGAAUAAGGGAAGCCCAUCCAUAUACUGUACUGUACAUGACGCUUGACAUGCAGCCAGGCUAUUCACCUCAUCAUUGACAUGAAUGUGUCUGGCAAUGGGUAAAGGGAAAUGAGAACCUGUAGAAGUCACAGGAGUUUGGGGGAUACUCAGCCAUUGCAGAGAGGCCCUUGGGGAAACUCAGUCGAAGGGGGUUCUAAAGGAGGAGAUAACACUGUGCUCAGAGGGUCUUAGAGUAGCCAUCAUUUGCCUGUGGGAAAGAUGUUAAAGAUCAUCAAAGAGGUAGUUUUAAGAUUUGAGUACUUGGCCAGUUCCCCCUGUAGGAUUCUAUUCAAACAAAUCAGCCUCGGGUGUCCCCUUGUGGAGUUUGUGACUGUUCUGCCUUUUCAGCCAAAGAUUAGGAAUCUUCCCUUAAGAGCAUCACUAAAGCCAAAGGCUGAAAGUGCCCUCUCUGACGGCUCCCAUACCGCUCCAUGCCAUUCUCAUCAUUACCAUCACUAGAUUUCCCACCGCGGCCAGAAGCAGGUCAGAGACCUGACUAACUGUUUAGCCGAUUAAGUAACAGUUAGCAUAUGAGGGAAGAACCCUCUGCGGAGAGCCGGGGAGACUGAGCACAAAUCAGAUGCACAGCAGCGUCUCUGGAAGCCCCAUAACCACAUGAAAGUGACUCUUCUGUGAAUUGGGACGUUGCCUAGGGCUCCCAAGGCUGUUGAGAGAGGGCUUGGUGGUGGCAUGUUUGUGUCGGUGGGAUCAUUUGUUUUUGCUCCUUUACUAAAUGUGACUCUACCGCCUUGGGGUUGUCUCCAGGGGGUAUCCAUGGCCUCCGCUGAGCCCCAGCCGAGGGGUGGAGAAGGGCAGAUUAAGGUUGUCUGAAUAUCAUCAAUCUUGUCAACCCACCAAUCACUCCAACUUAACGUUUCCAUUAAAUAAACACUUCAGCAGCCUGUUGUACUUACUGUUGGUGUUUCUAAUUGGAUAAAUAUUUUGUUUUAUUUUACCGUUGAUGACCUUUUUUAAGUUUUGUAAGAGGGAUUUUCUGGGGUCAGUAAUACGAAGUUAAUGGUUUAUUUUGUGAUAAGAAACAGACUCAUUGAUUUUUAAGACUAAUAAAUGAUUGUGAUUGUUUAAUAUGAAAUUGAUGAUUUAUUUGUGAUAAGAAGCAGACUCAUUCAUUGAAGACUAAUAAAUGACUGCAGUCAA